AUGCCUUUCGCGGGAAAGAUGUCCAAGUUGACAAAACAUGGUCAACAACAAUCCAGAGACCCUGAGAUCACCGAACAUCACAUUUCUCACACAACGAUCACGGACUCCGGUAACGAUGAGCCAACAGGUCUAAAGCUGUUAGCCAUUACACUUGGACUUUGCUUAACACUGUUCCUAGUUGGCUUGGAUAAUAUCAUUAUAUCAACAGCCAUCCCGCGCAUCACUGACGAGUUCCAUUCAAUCAACGACAUCGGCUGGUACGGCAGUGCCUACUUACUUACGACCUGCACCUUUCAGCUCACUUUCGGCAAACUGUAUACGCUUUUCUCAAUCAAAGCCACAUACCUCAUAUCGAUCACUAUAUUUGAGAUUGGCUCCGCUAUCUGUGGCGCAGCACCUCAGUCGACUGCACUUAUUAUCGGACGAGCCAUUGCUGGGGUGGGUUGUGCCGGUAUUCUGGCAGGAACCUUUACCAUUAUCGCCGUGAUCGUUCCUCUCCCUAAAAGACCUGCAUACACGGGCCUCGUAGGAGCGGUCUAUGCCAUUGCUUCCGUGGUUGGGCCACUACUGGGUGGUGUUUUCACAGACAAGAUCACUUGGCGUUGGUGUUUUUAUAUCAAUCUUCCAAUCGGUGCCGUUGCUCUUGCUAUAAUGAUCUUCAUUUUUCAUUCACCUCCUCGCCAGGGCUCUGGAAAAGAUGCAACUCUACUGGAGAAAUUCCUUCAAGUGGAUCCUCUGGGCACCGUUGCAUUAAUGCCAGCCGUGAUCUGUCUUCUUCUCGCACUCCAAUGGGGCGGUACGAUUUAUUCUUGGAACGACCCUAGGGUAAUCGUUCUUUUUAUCCUAUUUGGAUUGUUAUCCGCAGUGUUCCUCUUUAUUCAAGUCCGCAAUGGUACCAACGCAACACUGCCAAUCACUGUAAUUUCACAAAGAAGUGUUGCUGCCGCAUGUUGGUUUUCAGUCUGUACGGCUGGAGCAGACUUUACCUUGCGGCAGUACAUUCCCAUAUGGUUUCAAGCUAUCAAAGGCGUUUCUGCUGUUGACUCAGGCUUGAUGAACCUAGCCUUGAUUCUUGCAACCGCACUUAUGUCAAUUUUCAGUGGCAUCGGCAUCACCAAGUUAGGCUACUAUAACCCAUUCAUGAUAGCCGCGACACUCUUCAUGUCUAUUGGUGCAGGCUUUUUAACAACCUGGAGGCCUGAUACCCCAGCAGGCGGUUGGAUCGGGUAUCAGGUUUUGUACGGGAUAGGUUCCGGUCAAAGCAUGCAGACACCCUUGAUGGUGGUUCAGACCGUGCUUCCGAUGUCAGAGAUUCCGCUCGGAACCGCCUUGGUCAUGUUCUUGCAAACUUUUGGGGGCGCUAUUUUCAUCUCUGUCGCGCAAAACGUCUUUACGAACGAACUUCGUGCCAGCCUGGCAAGAGAGCUACCCAACAUCAACGCAACUGCAAUUGUUGACGGCGGCGCCAAUACUAUAAGAUUACCGGGUGUCAUACCUUCCGACGCAUUGGAUUCUGUCAUACGAAUUUACAGCAAGUCAUUGACAAAUUCAUGGUACGUUGCCGUGGGUUUGGCCUGUGCAAGUAUUGCAGGAAGUGCCAUGGUUCAGUGGAAGACGGUGAAGCAGGAGACUACGCCAGCUGCUGAUGAAACGCCUGAAAGUGAGAGUAAUAUGAGAGGAGGAGGGGGCAUGGUGGAAAUGAAAGAACAAGACCCGAGUUUUACAAACUCCGGCAGAAGCAACAUAUUUAAUAAGCACGACGAUACUUUGUGA
Messenger RNA from Colletotrichum truncatum, 1773 nucleotides. Its product is annotated as major facilitator superfamily transporter. Gene Ontology annotation, molecular function: transmembrane transporter activity. The record is from RefSeq and is a predicted model, not a curated record. Gene Ontology annotation, biological process: transmembrane transport. NCBI's taxonomy places the organism in Eukaryota, Fungi, Ascomycota, Sordariomycetes, Glomerellales, Glomerellaceae. Gene Ontology annotation, cellular component: plasma membrane.